CAGGUUGAUGGCAGCGGCAGCUGGGACUGCAGCGGCGCCCGGCCCCGAGAGUCGCAGGCAGCGGCCGGAGUGCGCAGCCUAACGUCCGGGCCCCAGACGCCGCGGACACCCGGAGAGGCAGUUCCGGCUCCCUGACGCCUCCCUCGGGCCACAGCGCACCCCCAAUCCCCUCCGCAGAGAAGUCGCAGCGUGAGCGCCCCUCGGCCGGCUCGGGACCAGCUCACAGGACUAAGGACCAAAGGCAUUUCUGGGCACUGAGAUCCUCCAUCUCUGCCCCCAGCUAUGAGCCGGCGCGUGGUUCGGCAGAGCAAGUUCCGCCAUGUGUUUGGACAGGCAGCAAAGGCUGACCAGGCCUACGAGGACAUCCGUGUGUCCAAGGUCACAUGGGACAGCUCAUUCUGUGCCGUCAACCCCAAAUUCCUGGCCAUUAUUGUGGAGGCUGGGGGUGGAGGUGCCUUCAUCGUCCUGCCUCUGGCCAAGACAGGGCGAGUGGAUAAGAACUACCCACUGGUCACUGGGCACACUGCCCCUGUGCUGGACAUUGACUGGUGCCCACACAAUGACAACGUCAUCGCCAGUGCCUCAGAUGACACCACCAUCAUGGUGUGGCAGAUUCCAGACUAUACCCCUAUGCGCAACAUUACGGAGCCCAUCAUCACACUUGAGGGCCACUCCAAACGUGUGGGCAUCCUCUCCUGGCACCCCACAGCCCGGAACGUUCUGCUCAGUGCAGGUGGUGACAAUGUGAUCAUCAUCUGGAAUGUGGGCACUGGGGAGGUGCUCCUGAGUCUAGACGACAUACACCCGGACGUCAUCCACAGUGUGUGCUGGAACAGCAAUGGUAGCCUGCUAGCCACCACCUGCAAGGACAAGACCCUGCGCAUCAUCGACCCCCGCAAGGGCCAGGUGGUGGCGGAGAGGUUUGCGGCCCACGAGGGAAUGAGGCCCAUGCGGGCCGUCUUCACGCGCCAGGGUCAAAUCUUCACUACGGGCUUCACCCGCAUGAGCCAGCGAGAGCUGGGCCUGUGGGACCCGAACAACUUCGAGGAGCCAGUGGCACUGCAGGAGAUGGACACAAGCAACGGGGUCCUACUACCCUUCUACGAUCCAGACUCCAGCAUCGUCUACCUGUGUGGCAAGGGCGACAGCAGCAUUCGGUACUUUGAGAUUACAGAGGAACCACCUUUCGUGCAUUACCUGAACACAUUCAGCAGCAAGGAGCCACAGAGGGGCAUGGGCUUCAUGCCCAAGCGGGGACUGGAUGUCAGCAAGUGCGAGAUUGCAAGGUUCUACAAGUUGCAUGAAAGAAAGUGUGAACCCAUCAUUAUGACUGUGCCCCGCAAGUCAGACCUGUUCCAGGACGACCUUUACCCAGAUACACCGGGCCCGGAGCCGGCCCUAGAAGCGGAUGAAUGGCUAUCUGGUCAGGACGCAGAACCCGUGCUCAUCUCGUUGAGGGAUGGUUACGUGCCGCCCAAGCACCGCGAGCUCCGAGUCACCAAGCGCAACAUCCUGGACGUGCGCCCACCCCCCGGCCCCCGCCGCAGCCAGUCGGCCAGCGACACUCCCUUGUCGCAGCAGCACACCCUGGGGACACUGCUGGAGGAGAUAAAGGCCCUGCGCGAGCAGGUGCAGGCCCAGGAGCGGCGCAUCACCGCUUUGGAGAACAUGCUGUGCGAGCUGGUGGAUGGCACGGACUAAUGCAGCGCUUGGGGAAGCUCCGAGCCCGGAGGGCAAAGUGGCUUUUGGUCCGGAACUCCGGACCCCGCCUCUCUGGGCCCAGGCUGGGCCGGGACUGGGAAGGGAACGCCACACCUCGCGUGAGUCCUGGACAAAUGAAGCGUUUCAGAGACUCUGGCGCCCGCUGGGCUGAGUGCCUUGCAGGGAACUCAGCGGCACUCAGCAGGAACUGGCCUCAGAAGGCCCAGGGUGAUGGGGGCCUCGGCAUUGGUGCUGCACCGCUGGCAGUGUCCCCUUUGUUCCUCGCCCAGGGCAGGGGAAGUGCUUAGUAUUAGCGAAAUGCUUGGGGAUGUUGGGGAACUUGGGCUUGACCUCAAAGGGGUAGCAUCUCUCCAGACAGCUGGGGAAAAUUACAACGCUUCUCCCUCUAAUCAGCUCACUUGACUCCACCACCCUGAGUGGUAAAUCCAACGGGCGUUGCCCCAGUUCUAUGGACAUACGCAAAUGCUGGCUGUAGAGCAGGACCCAUGGGCUACAUCCAGCAGUCUAUGACAAAGGGCUCUCUUCCUUCUUUCCACCUGCAGGGGAGAGGGCGGCUUCCUCGAGGCACUCCCACAGGAGAACCAACCAGAAAACUGGCGUGAGGAAGCAGGUUCACACCUCCUACACACACACACACACACACACACACACACACACGCAUGCACGCAUGCAAGCACGCACACACACUGCCCCCAGCCCUCUGUUGUGGCCUUGACUUCAGGAGGAAAACAAAAAGUACUGAAUGAAACAUUUUACCAAGUGCUCAGUUUGUGCCUCCUGCCUCCAGUCCCCCAGUCUCUGUAAAUGCCACUCCAGACUCCUGGAGAUCCUGACAAAUGUAACCCUCGGCUCAGGACCCACCAGACACCCACUUACCUCAGGGCCCUCCCCACAGUGAGGUUCAGAAGGAACCCGAAACCCUCAGGUGGGCGUUCUUCCCCAGUAAAGGCAGGUAGGAAAAGC
Phacochoerus africanus (Common warthog) is the source of this 2685-nucleotide messenger RNA. RefSeq names its product coronin 6 (gene CORO6). Gene Ontology annotation, biological process: cell migration; actin filament organization. Gene Ontology annotation, molecular function: actin filament binding. Lineage: Eukaryota; Metazoa; Chordata; Mammalia; Artiodactyla; Suidae. The transcript is spliced from 11 exons. The record is from RefSeq and is a predicted model, not a curated record. Bases 283 to 1701 code for a protein of 472 amino acids.